Messenger RNA from Oncorhynchus gorbuscha (pink salmon), 1636 nucleotides. Its product is annotated as hairy/enhancer-of-split related with YRPW motif-like protein. Gene Ontology annotation, biological process: circulatory system development; regulation of transcription by RNA polymerase II; anterior/posterior pattern specification. Lineage: Eukaryota; Metazoa; Chordata; Actinopteri; Salmoniformes; Salmonidae. The record is from RefSeq and is a predicted model, not a curated record. Gene Ontology annotation, molecular function: protein dimerization activity; RNA polymerase II cis-regulatory region sequence-specific DNA binding; DNA-binding transcription factor activity, RNA polymerase II-specific. Gene Ontology annotation, cellular component: nucleus. The transcript has 6 exons. Bases 284 to 1270 code for a protein of 328 amino acids.
GGGUUGAAGGAGUAUGGUUGGAUGACAGUGAGAGGGUAAAGGCAGGGGUUAAGCAGUUGGUACAUCUAGUAACUUUAGACCCUUGGAUGAUGUACCAGUCAUAGAGGAUAACCCAGAAGACAAGAACACAGGGAAGAGAUAUGAAUGAGAAGGAACGCGUCAAUUGAGAAAUAACGGAGAAGCUCACAUACCGAGACGACACGAAGACAGAGGGGGAAAAUACUAUUGUUCAAAGAGCCAUCCAUCUAUCUAUCCGUCAAACCAGUGAGGAAGAGGAGGAGAGAUGAAGAGACCUUAUGAUGACUAUAGCUCUCCAGACUCUGAUGACAUGGACAAGCUGAUCGAUGUGGGACAGGAAGACGGCUUCUGUCCAGUCACUGGGUCCAUGUCUCCAGUUAGCACCUCCCAGAUUCUGGCCCGGAAGAAGAGAAGAGGGAUCAUAGAGAAGAGACGCAGAGACAGGAUCAACCACAGUCUGUCAGAGCUUAGAAGACUGGUGCCAAGUGCUUUUGAGAAGCAGGGCUCGUCUAAGCUGGAGAAAGCAGAGAUUCUGCAGAUGACGGUGGACCACCUUAAGCUGCUGCAUGCCAUGGGGGGCAAAGGGUACCUUGAUGCGCAGGUCCUGGCUGUGGACUAUAGGACCCUGGGAUUCAGACAGUGUGUAGGAGAGGUGGUGCGGUACCUGGGCUCUUUAGAAGGAGGGGUGGACUCCCCGGACCCUAUCGGAGCCCGCCUGGUCUCCCACCUCUCCCACUGCGCCAGCCAGCUGGACCCCCUUCUCCUUCAGUCGCCCCCCACCUCCUCCGUCCUCCCUUUUCCUCCCUGGCCGUGGAUCUCCUCCUAUCACCAGAUGUCACCUGUCUCGUCUCCCCACUCUCCAUCUUUCUCCGCGGGGCGGAGGGAGCUGGCACGCCUGGGGAGUGGGGGUUAUCCAUCCCGCUCAGCCGACACCCUGCGUCUCGCCCCCUUGGGGGGCCAACAGGGGUCUCUACUCGGCCCUGCCCAUGUGCCCUCUCUCCCCUCUCCUUCCUCCCCUACCCUCACCCCCUCCCCCACUCACAGACUCACUCAGCAGUCCCCCGGAGCCUCACCCCUCCUCACCACCCCCUCCUCUUCUUCUUCUUCCUCCUCCUCCUCCUCUUCCUCUGCUCCUCCGCGAGUCUCCUUCAGACCUUUUGCCCCUAUGGGGUCUCCCGCGGGUCAGCGCAGGGGUAUGGGUGGCUCUGCCAAGGCUCCAAAGACCUGGGGGACUGAGAUAGGAGCCUUCUGAUCCAGAACCUGUCAACAUGGCGUACAAUGUAGAGGUUGCCCAACUAAACCUACCUUUUAACCAUCAGAUCUAGGAUCAGAUUACCUUACCCCUAAAUAUACCCUUAACCACAGAUCUAGGAUCAGAUUACCUUACCCCUAAAUAUACCCUUAACCACAGAUCUAGGAUCAGAUUACCUUACCCUUGAAUAUACCCUUAACCACAGAUCUAGAAUCAGAUUACCUUACCCCUAAAUAUACCCUUAACCACAGAUCUAGGAUCAGAUGACCUUACCCCUAAACCACACUUAACCACAGAUCUAGGAUCAGAUGACCUUACCCCUAAAUAUACCCUUAACCACAGAUCUAGGAUCAGAUGACCUUACCC